CCAAUCAGCGCGGCGCGUUUCGUGGCCCGAGCGCAAAGGGACCGCGCGGCGGUGUCGGCGGCGGCGGCGUCCAUGAUGAUCCUCGGCGUAGCGCAGCGCUGAGGCGGCCGGGGGCUGGCGGCGGCGGAGACAGCGAGCAGAGGCGACUGAGACACGGAGGCUUAGUGAAGAAGACGUCGUCUCAGCAGCAGCGGCGGCAGCAGCAGCGGCAGCAGCGGCAGCAGCAGCGGCGGCUGCGGCAGCCCCCGGGCGAGCCACCAUCGAGCGGCGCGCCCGCGCGCAGCACCACGGGGCCGCUCGGCUGGACCCGCUCGCUCGCCGGCCGGCCGGCCGCCGCCGCCGCCGCCGCCCUUGCCCCGGUGCCAGCGAAGGCGGUGUCCAAUGUUCCAUCUCCCCGUGCUCAGCUUCAGCCCGCAGCAGGUGGCGAGCGUCUGCGAGACGCUGGAGGAGAGCGGCGACGUGGAGCGCCUCGCCCGCUUCCUCUGGUCGUUGCCCGUGGCGCCGGGCGCCUGGGAGACGCUCAACAAGAACGAGGCCGUGCUGCGUGCCCGCGCCGUCGUCGCGUUCCACGCGGGCAACUACCGCGACCUGUACGCCAUCCUGGAGGGCCACCGCUUCUCCAAGGCGUCGCACGCCAAGCUGCAGGCCAUGUGGCUCGAGGCGCGUUACCAGGAGGCCGAGAGGCUCCGGGGCCGCCCGCUGGGGCCCGUAGACAAGUACCGCGUGCGUAAGAAGUUCCCGCUGCCGCCCACGAUCUGGGACGGGGAGCCCAAGACGCACUGCUUCAAGGAGCGCACGCGCCGAGUGCUGCGGGAGUGGUACCUGCAGGACCCGUACCCGAACCCGGCCAAGAAGCGGGAGCUGGCCCAGGCCACGGGACUCACCCCGACGCAGGUCGGCAACUGGUUCAAGAACCGUCGGCAGAGGGACCGCGCCGCCGCCGCCAAGAACAGGCUCCAUCAGCCGUCGCUCUCUCCCGGAGCCGUGGGGUUGCGGGAGGAUGAAGAAGAUGACGACGACGAUGACGACGACGAAGAGGACGACGACGAAGAGGAGGAGGAGGCGGGUGCGGGACCCGGGCGAGGCCUGCGGAGCUCCUCGGGAGCCGCCGCCGGCAGCCCCGGGGCCGCGAGCCUCUCGAGCCUCGGGGAACCGCCGGCGCACCCCGCGUCCAGCGACGGUUCCGACUCCGAGGCGUGAGCCAGCGGGGAGUGGCGGCGGGGGGGGGGAGGAGGAAGGAGGCGAUGCUGAUGGUUAUGAUAAUGAGGCGAGAAGGAGAGGAGGAGGAAGUUGGGACGAGGGGGAGCAGGAGGAGACGACCACGAGGGAGCGACGAGGAGGAGGAAGAGGACGAGGCGAUGUCUUCGCUUGCCCCACCCUUCACCAAAUCCUCGUGAUCAUCGCUAGUAGAUAAUGAUGAUGAUGACGAUGAGCGUGGUUCCUGAAACAGUUUUGCUCGCGCGUGCGUCGCGCGCGUGGCACCGAUCGAUGUCAUCGCGUCUCCCACCCACCUAACACAUACAGUAUAUACUUACAGUCUAUACAGUGUCCGUGUAUAUACAUCUACCACGACCCAAAAAGUAGAGCAAAACGGGGCUUCACCUCGCGGUAGUUUCGUCAAAAUGAGCACUUAGCAGCGUCUGCUGGUACUGAAGUGAAGUGUCUGUAAUGACCACCACCACUAUCACAAGCAACACCAUCAUCACCACCACCCUUAUCAUCAUCAUCACCACC
This is a messenger RNA of Petromyzon marinus (sea lamprey), 1734 nucleotides long. Its product is annotated as homeobox protein SIX6-like. Gene Ontology annotation, biological process: regulation of transcription by RNA polymerase II. Gene Ontology annotation, molecular function: RNA polymerase II cis-regulatory region sequence-specific DNA binding; DNA-binding transcription factor activity, RNA polymerase II-specific. The record is from RefSeq and is a predicted model, not a curated record. Gene Ontology annotation, cellular component: nucleus; transcription regulator complex. NCBI's taxonomy places the organism in Eukaryota, Metazoa, Chordata, Hyperoartia, Petromyzontiformes, Petromyzontidae.